Molecule: messenger RNA, 1288 nt
Organism: Rhinolophus ferrumequinum (greater horseshoe bat)
Lineage: Eukaryota; Metazoa; Chordata; Mammalia; Chiroptera; Rhinolophidae
Product: class I histocompatibility antigen, Gogo-B*0101 alpha chain-like
Exons: 8
Coding region: 98-1288 (396 amino acids)
Biological process (GO): positive regulation of T cell mediated cytotoxicity; antigen processing and presentation of endogenous peptide antigen via MHC class Ib; antigen processing and presentation of endogenous peptide antigen via MHC class I via ER pathway, TAP-independent
Cellular component (GO): external side of plasma membrane
Molecular function (GO): peptide antigen binding; signaling receptor binding
Source: RefSeq, a predicted model, not a curated record
UCUAGAGAAGCCAAUCAGUGUCACCGCUUUUCCGGUUACAACGUCUCCCCGGACCCGCCCGCACACAGAUUGUCCCCAGAGCCGGAGGCUGCCGGUCAUGGGCCCCCGAACGCUCCUCCUGCUGCUCUCGGGGGCCCUGGGCCUGUCGGGGACCCCGGCGGGCUCCCACUCCCUGACGUAUUUCAUCACCACCUGGUCCCGGCCCGGCCGCGGGCAGCCCCGGUACAUCGCCGUCGGCUACGUGGACGACACGCAGUUCGUGCGGUUCGACAGCGACGCGGCGAGUCCGAGGAUGGAGCCACGGGCGGCGUGGAUGGAGGGGCCGUGGGUGGAGGAGGUGGAGCCAGGGUACUGGGACCGGAACACGCAGGUCUGCGACGACAACGCACAGACUGCCCGAGAGAACCUGAACAUCCUGCGCGGCUACUACAACCAGAGCGAGGCCGGGUCUCACACCAUCCAGAGGAUGUUUGGUUGCGACGUGGGGCCGGACGGGCGCCUCCUCCGCGGGUACAGGCAGGACGCCUACGACGGCGCCGACUACAUCGCCCUGAACGAGGACCUGCGCUCCUGGACCGCGGCGGACACGGCGGCUCAGAUCACCCGGCGCAAGUGGGAGGGGGCCGGUGAGGCGGAGCGACAGAGGGGCUACUUUGACGGCUCGUGCGUGGACUGGCUCCUCAGACACCUGGAGAGGGGGAAGGAGACAUUGCUGCGCGCAGACCCCCCAAAGACACAUGUGACCCACCACCGCAGCUCUGACCGUGACGUCACCCUGAGGUGCUGGGCCCUGGGCUUCUACCCUGCGGAGAUCACCCUGACCUGGCAGCGUGAUGGGGAGGACCUGACCCAGGACACCGAGCUCGUGGAGACCAGGCCUGCGGGGGACGGGACCUUCCAGAAGUGGGCAGCUGUGGGGGCACCUUCUGGAGAGGAGCAGAGAUACACGUGCCAUGUGCAGCACGAGGGGCUGCCCGAGCCCCUGACCCUGAGAUGGGAGCCGCCGCCUCAGGCUGCUAUCCCCGCUGGCAUGGUGGUGGGCAUCAUUGCUGGGCUGGUCCUCCUUGGAGCUGCGGUCACUGGAGCUGCGGUCACUGGAGCUGUGCUGUGGAGGAGGAAGCGCUCAGGUGGAAAAGGAGGGAGCUACGUUCAGGCUGCAGGCCGUGACAGUGCCCAUGGCUCUGAUGUGUCCCUCACGGCUUCUAAAGGUGGAGACAGGAGAGGCUGUGAGGACCGAGCGUGGACGCGGCCUGAGCCCAGUCGGGGCUCAGUGCAUCGUGGGCUCUGA